GUGAUUUUUUUUCAUUAGUGUAAUAAACUGUGUAAGUUGGUAGCGAGUAAUGAGUAUGUAACUCGAUGCGUUGACCCGAACAACUCGCGACCCGAUCUGUCUGCAACCCGCCCGACCCGAAACUCGAUAAACCCGCAACCUGAUUUACCCGCAACCCGAUUGAACCCGAACCCGAUGAACUCGCAACCCAACUAACUCGCAACCUGUUUGAACCCGAACCUGAUUGAACUCGACCCGACGAACCCGCAACCCGACGAACCCGAAACCUGACUAACCCGCAACCCGAUUGAACCCAGCCCGAACCCGCCCUAUUGCCACCUAUAGUCACAUGUAUUGUGCUUAUAUAUAAGUUAUUAGUUUUGUGUCGCCCAAUGGGCGGUGUGUUUCUUUGUUUGUGUUUAAUUAUUUGUCAUUGUUUUUCAAUGGUGUCCACCUUCUAUUUCUUUGUAUUUAUUUAUCUCACUAUUUAUGAUUCAAGUUUCGAUUGAUAGGAAGUUCGUAAUGUUUAUUAUGUGUCUAACCCAAAUCAACAACAAUGUCAAAUAAGAAGAGUAGCAAAAUUAUCACCAGUUGGAAGAUUAUAACAUGACCAUCUUAUCUCCGAUUGAUCAACAAAUUUCAACUUGAUAAUGUGAACAUGGUCUUUUAUUGAUUUUUUCUUUGAUGCAUAUGAUUGUUUAUGCUAAAUAUUGCAAGUGUCUAACAUUAUCUUCAACUUAUUGACAACAACUUUACCUAGAUAACUCAAAUUAUUAUAUGCCAUUAUCGCAUGAAGUUAACUUUCAACUUAUUUCUUUGUUUGAUUAAUGCAUAGCUCAACAAACUUAGAACUUGAAUCUCCCAAUGCAGUAGGAUAUCCAAAUGAUGGUAAAUUUCUCUCAAUUAAAAGUACAUGUAACCCAUAACAUGAGGUAGAAAUUCAUUCUUCCUCAAGUCAUGCUCGAGUUUCUUCCCCUGAGUCGCCAAUUGAUCUCCGAUUGACUUGAAACUUGCGUCUAUGCUUCACUUUACGUGAUAAGACUUGAAAUCUGACAAAGGAACAUAAACUAGCGUAAUAUAGGCCAGAGUAUGAUAAACAUCACGCUAAACAAUCAAAAAAUGAGAGGUAAAACAUUUGUAAAUGCGUAGUCAUCAAUAGUUUAAGAAAAUUUGAUGAUUGAUCCGUAAUUUAAUUCUGAGUACUAUAUAGUAAUGCAUCCCCGCCGCUCUCACUCUCAGUUUCUCCCCAUCUCUCCUAUCAUUCCCAGAAAAGAAGAACACAUAUUCCCUCCCUCUUCCUUCUUGUCUCUCUCACUUCCUACCUCAUCAUCACAAUGAUUUUCUAUUUCUAUGAAAUCGACCAGUUGUCAUUGGGGAAAUGGAGGUAGCCAACACAAGGAAGAAACACGCAAGGUGAAUGGCUGAGAGAUGGUGUUGGCACGAGCUUCAGCUUCAAUCAUUGCUUCUUGAGGUAAGAAGAGGAGAAACUAUGAUUUUUUAUAUUUCUUCCUACCAAGCUCCAACUGCUCAAAUGCACCUUAAAAUUUUUUUUUCGUUUGAUGGUUGGAAACUUUGGGCGGGAUGGUCAGUUCGUCCAGUUUGAACGAUUAACUGUCGAACUGUUAUCCAACCGUGCAUUUCAAAGUUGGAGGUUAAUAAAUUAUUCGGAUCGAGCUGGUGACGGAUCCCAGUUUUUUACCGAUCGGAUCGAAUGACUCAACCUGAUGUUAACAUCAUUGUUUGUAUCUAUUGAUAUUUAAUCAUGCUUCCUUGUGCUUUUUGGGUAUUUGGAUUUGGUGUUCUUGGCCUAAGAGAAAAAGAUCAUCUAAUCCGGUCAACAUUAGAACAUCCAUUAAUAGACUGAGGUUAUAAUUGUAUGACCAUUGAGUUAUAGCCUCAUUUGCACGUAUUUAAGGAGUCUAAACCUUAUGCUCUGGGUAUCUAGUUGGUUGCAUGACAUUAAACCAACCUAGCUACAUAGAAGAGUGAUCAAGUGCAUGUCCAUUGACUUGAUUGCUAGUCUAGGGGAUUCCUUAGAAUUUACAAGAUAGAAAAUCCUUCAUUGACUUAGUUUAAUUCCAUAAACCCAUUUCAACAUUAUCCUAGAGGGAUUCAACCCUAAGUAAUCACCUAUCUCAAGAGAUUCUCCUUCUAGUUAGUUUUGUUUCUUUCAUGUUACUUAGUUUAAUUCAUAUAUUUCAAAUAUUUCCAUAUUAUUGACUAGAUAGUAGCUUGAGCUAAAGAGUAGUGUUAGCCUUAAAUGGCCCAAGGCAUACAACCUUGGUCACCACCCUAUGGUAUUACUACUUUGCUAAUCUAGAGUUUAACUAGAUUGGAUUAUUUAGUAUUCUUGAUGAUGUACAAUUUUGAUAUGAUUUUACCAAUGCAAGUUGUCAAUCUGUAUUGGUCAUUGUACUCUUAGGCAUCAUAAUUGUGUGUGUGUGUGUGUGUGUGUGUGUGUGAGCGCGCGCACUUAAGUGGAUACAACUAACUAAAUGUACAUAUUCAGUCCAUGACGUAAUAAACUAUUGGCAUAUUUUAUUAUCUCUCAUGAAGAGUUUUUUUGGGAUGUGAUGCAGUUCUUGAUUCUUCGUGGACAUACUCAUCUUGUGCUUGAUGUCAUUCUCAAUGCUAAGAUUCUUGACCUUUUGAACUUCAAUCGUGACAUCAGUAACACAGCCGUGACUUGUUCAUCUAAUGCGGUGCAUUUCUAGUUAAUGUCACGUUCAUUGUGUCGAUGUCAUGGAUGUGACAUAAGACCGUGAGUCGGGCAACUCUUCGGAUAUAUAGCUGCUACUGUGAUUUUGGAGAGGGAAGAUAUGUGUUUUCGGCCAAAAACUCCCAAGAAGCAAUCCAAAGAGAGGGAGAGCGAUCUAGGAGGGUUCUUGGAGCUAAACUGGAGGUACCCAUCACCAAUGGAUCUGGAAGAUCAACCCUGGACAUGAAGAUUGAAAAUCUUGAGUUUUAUACUGUAUUUUCCUUCACUUAGGUUUUGAUGAACCCUAACUAUGUUUAGCUUGACUGAAUGAUUGUAUGAAUACUAUAUCUUGGCAUUCUUGAGUUCAUAUCCAAACCAUGCAUGUUUUUAUUUUAAAUUUUCAUUGAUCAGGAUUAGUUGAUAUUGCUAUUGACCUAUGAGAGUGAAUAUAUAUCUAUGUCAAUUAGAGCACCAUAGAUUGUAAGUAGGGGAUCGAUAACACAAGGGUGAGUCAAUUUGCUGCUAUCGGUUCGACCAUUCUCGGUUCAACCAGUUCCGGUCCGAAUGGUUUGGUUUGCUCCGACUGCUACCUUUCUAGUCCGCCCUAUAUCGCCCUCUCUGGUCCAACCGCAUCCUCUCUGGCCCAGCAACCCGAAGCCUUGAUUUUGGACCACGUUGUCCUAGCCCCGACAUUUUAGCCUUCCCACGUAGCGCAGCUAUCUCUUGGGCCGAUGGAAUUGGUAACAGCCAGUUCCAUCUCAUGGCCCACUUUCCCCAUGUCCCACAUGCUCCGAGGUCUCCAGGCAUGGGGUUGUGCUUACCCUAGCCAUCAUUUCACCUGUUUUUGGCGCUACUCCUCCUUCCACGGUAGUGCUUCUCGUCUACGCCUCGAUCGUCUUCUUUCUUCCUGCGGCGGCGCUAAGCUAUGCCACCGCCACCCUCGGCAUCACGAUCGGAGCCUUCGUAUCGGCGCUGCUGCCAAGGAGCCAUCUGCCUCUGUCCUUCCCGCACCUUAGCGAGGGUCUUUGUUAACACAGCCAUAGACCUCUGGACUCCUCCACCUUGACUCGCAGCUCCACUAGGGCUGGGAAAAGGUGCGGUCUGGUCCGGACCAGACCAUAUAUACGAUCUAUGGUUCAGACCGAGAGGUUAAAGUAUUGACCACAGACCACGCCUGUACGGUCUGGUCUGGUUCAGAAAGACCAAACUCAACGAAAAAUGAAUAAUUUGUUUAGUAAGCCACACAAAAAAUUGAACCAAUAACCAAGAAAAAUAGUUGUUAUUUGCCUUAAAACAUUAAUCCUAACAUGCAUGAAUAAUUUUGAUACUCUAAAUCUUAGUACAUGACAAAGAUACAAAAGUAAAAGCAUCCCAACUUGCACCAUAACGUCAUGCCAUUAACAUAAUGCCAUAUAGAGACACAAUUAUCUCUACUCUCUGGUUAAAUGCGGUUGUGAAUGAAGGAGGGACGAGAUUCACAAAACUAAGGUUGAAACUUGGGUGUCGUUUUGGGAGUUGGGAGAGUGGUCGAAUGGGCUGUUAACACAUAUUGACAAGUCAGUUGGGUCCACGGUUUGGUCCGGUAAACCGCGGUCUAGACCAGACCAGACCAAGAGAUCAAAACAUAAGAUAAUACAGACCAUGGACCAGACCAGAACAUACUUAACGGUCUACGGUCCGGACCAAACUGUGUGGUACGGUUUGGACCAUGGUUUUUCUAACGGUCUCUUCUAUUUUCCCAGCCCUAAUCUCCGCUACGCUGGCGUCCGUUCUCAGCUGCAUUUCCAUGAGAGUUUGCAUUGAGGCCUUGAGAGCCUCAUUCUCCGUCUCAUCUGCCACGACCCCCUCGCACACCUACUCCUCUUGCGACAAGGAGCUUUUUUUCAGGAUAUCUCUAGGUACACCGGUGGUGUGUGUCUUGGCUCAUAUUUCCUCUCCAGUUUUCUCCAUUGCAGCCUUCUCGGCAGCCUUGUCUGUCGCGGUCUAUGACUUGGUUACCUCCAUUGGUCUUCUCUACUCGUCCAUGAUCUACAAUCGUGACAUACUCCAUUCUCGGAACCGGGCUCUAAUACCAAAUGAUAGAAACCGGAGUCUAAUGCCUCGAGAUUCUAUCUAGGAAUUGAGGAAUGGGCGAUCAACUAGGGAUUGAUUCGCCAUUGUGACUGGGGGUUGAUGGGAGGUGAGAUGAGAUUUAGAGAAGGAGGGAAGAAGAAGAAUGUUGCAGCGACAACUUGGAAGAGAGGGAGAGGGAAUUCAGUAGAGAAGGAAAGAGAUGAGGGAUUAGGAAAAGGGUAUUAGGUUUAAUCUUUGCUUAGUGUCAUAAUCCCUAAUUACAAAAUAUUUAUAUAAUCCGACAAUUUCCAAAUACUACCCUAACUUAUUAGUCUCCUCAAAAUUUCCCUCAAAGUUCCCAAUAGAAACAUAAAUAAUAAGAAAUCGACAAAAUAGUCCAAAUAGUUAAACUGCAGAAAUGUAGUUUCUAUCACACCCAUUAGAGGGGUCUAAACCAUCUAAGCAACUGACUCAAAAGGGUCUUGAUUGCUCCAGUAGAGAUUCAAGGAUUAGUCAAAGAUCCUCCGCGCUAUGAAUGGAGAAUGAAUCAAGUUAGAGAAUCAUCAAUCUUUGAUCAGGCUAGUGACUAGGGGGAUCAAUACCUAAGUGAGCUCCCAACUUGUAAUUAGUUAGUGUAGUUGUUGGAGUAGUUUAGUGAGCUUAGUUUCUUAAUCUCAAACCUUGUUUCGCUAGUUAACAAACCAAAGCGGCGUAAUGGUACACCUAAAGACCCUAGGGUUCAUAAUUUUAUUACUUUACUUCCACUAUGCUACACUCGAUAGUUGGUUAUACUUGGUCUUCGAUUGGGAGAGUAGUUUAGAGCGAGUCAAGUUGUUUACUCUAGAUCUAUUCUGCUAAUAAUAAACUGAAGCUGAC
Linum trigynum is the source of this 5605-nucleotide messenger RNA. NCBI's taxonomy places the organism in Eukaryota, Viridiplantae, Streptophyta, Magnoliopsida, Malpighiales, Linaceae. The record is from the annotation of a GenBank genome assembly.